This is a messenger RNA of Aphis gossypii (cotton aphid), 1941 nucleotides long. RefSeq lists its product as uncharacterized. The transcript has a single exon. The record is from RefSeq and is a predicted model, not a curated record. NCBI's taxonomy places the organism in Eukaryota, Metazoa, Arthropoda, Insecta, Hemiptera, Aphididae. Bases 1 to 1941 code for a protein of 646 amino acids.
AUGAGAAACGCGCGUGAGGAAUCAACAGUAUGUCGUGUAUUACUAGACUCGGGAUCUCAAAGUAACUUUAUGUCUGAAUCUAUAUCUCAAACGUUAAAAUUAAAUAAAAAACGCGUCUCGUGUACAAUAAUCGGUAUAAACGAAUCAGCCCAUAAUGCAUCGUAUGUAGCAUCGGCUAAUAUUGAAUCACGUGUGUCCAACUACAAAGUAAAUAUCGAUUUUUACAUAUUACCACGCUUAACUGGGAACAUUCCGUUAUCUAAAAUCAACGUAUCUAGAUUUCAAAUUCCGGCUGAAUUUAAAUUAGCUGAUCUGUGUUAUAGUGAACCACAAAAAAUCGACGCUAUUUUAGGUUCGGAAGUAUUUUAUGAUUUAUUGCGUGCAAAUCAGUUUAAGCUUCCUCAAUCCAAUUUAAUUAUGCAAGAAACACAAUUGGGUUGGAUUGUAGCUGGAUCAACAGUAGCACGUGAAGAUAUCAGUAAAACUUCAACCGUCGCAUUAUGUACAAAUUUAUCGAAGCUCGAGGAACAAGUUUCAAAAAUUUGGCGCACAGAAGAAAUUGGUUCAAAGACAGUGUUCACAUUGGAAGAAAAGGCAUGCCAUAAACAUUUUGAAAAUACUGUGCAACGAGAUGAAAAAGGCAGGUUUGUUGUUCAGCUGCCAUUUCGAGACAAGGCAUCAAAAUUAAGUGAUUCUAAGUCAACAGCUACGUGGCGUUUCUGCGGUCUUGAAAAAAGAUUAUUAUCCAGCCCUCGACUCAAAAUUGAGUACUCAAAAUUUAUGAAAGAAUAUGAAGAUUUGGAACAUAUGACUAGAGUUGAGCCGUGUUCAAAUUCAAACAUCAAAGAAAGUUAUUAUUUACCUCAUCACGCGGUUUGGAGAGAGGACAGCGUAACUACUAAAUUAAGAGUAGUAUUCGAUGCAUCAUGCAAGACCACAUCGGGAGUCAGUUUAAAUGACGUCUUGCUAAAGGGCCCCUGCAUUCAGGAGGAUCUUAUAAAUUUAUUAACUCGUUUUCGUAAACAUAGAUAUGCAAUGACUGCUGAUAUUUCCAAGAUGUACCGUCGAAUAUGGGUCUCUCCAAAUCACAGAACCUUUCAGCAAAUAGUUUGGAGACUAAACCCCGAUCAAGAACUGCAUCGAUUCCAGUUAAAUACAAUAACAUACGGCACAGUUCCUGCAUCGUUUCUUGCGACCGCGUGUCUACAUCGUUUAGCAGACAAAGAAUCAAAUGUGUAUCCAGACGCUUACAACGCGAUUAAACAAGACUUUUACAUGGAUGAUUACCUGGGUGGUGCCGAGUCUUUACAGGAGGUAAUAAAAUUGCGGGACGAUAUCAUAGAAGUGUUACUAAAGGGUGGAUUCGAACUUAGGAAAUGGACAGCUAGUGAUCCCACACUUCUUACCGGUCUUGCAAACAAAGAAAACGAUCCGACAUUAAUCUUGGACUUAUCCGAAAAUUCAGCCAAAAUUUUAGGUCUUCGAUGGGAUCCGUCAGGUGACAUUUUUAAGUAUAAAGUAAAACUUUCCGAAAGAAAAACUAUUGUAACCAAACGUCAAAUAUUAUCAGAAAUAGCGACUAUUUUUGACCCGCUAGGUCUAAUAAGUCCUGUAGUUAUUAAAGCAAAAAUAAAAAUGCAACGUUUAUGGGCGAUGGGCAUUGGAUGGGAUGAAACAUUGCCAGAAGAGACAAUGUUGGAUUGGUACAACUUUCGUGAAAGCUUAUUAUUAUUAAACAAUUUAUUUAUACCGCGAUGUAUCGUAAUUCCUGGGCAAAUUGUAGAUGUCCAAAUACAUGGAUUUUCGGACGCGUCGAUUGAAGCGUUUGGCGCUUGUUUGUAUCUCGUAACAUUAAACAAUGAAGGCAAACGUAGCUCUCGUUUAAUUUGCGCUAAAUCACGCUUGGCGCCCCUAAAAUCGAUCUCGCUACCACGCACAUAG